Procambarus clarkii (red swamp crayfish) is the source of this 4038-nucleotide messenger RNA. The record is from RefSeq and is a predicted model, not a curated record. Lineage: Eukaryota; Metazoa; Arthropoda; Malacostraca; Decapoda; Cambaridae.
AGUCAGUGACUGCUCGGGCACGGAAGGAGAGGGGCGCAUCACUCUCUCGCUCCCAACACCACCCCAGAGAGUACACAGGCCCCCUGAUCUCCUGUGUAUAAGUGUGUGUGCCCAGUCUCCACCGCCCGGUGCCUCGCCAGGAGGACACGCUCUCCUAGAUACAGCUCAAUAAACGGAAAAGGAAACAUAGGAGACACAUAUUUAUAUAUAUCUGUUGCUGUGGUAGUGAAGAAGAGACAUCAUGGUGUGCUUUAGCCAUCCUGACAACGGUACCGACUGCCAUCCUGCCUAUCCAUGCGAGCGUGUGGUGGAGGUAUAUGGAGGGGUGGCAGCUUCCCACACCACACCCACUACAGUAAGUGGGCGGGGCGGUCAUGUUGAGCCUGCCCACCCACAGCCCGUAGACCCCGCCCUAUUGACCUCCCUGGACUUGGAGAGCCAUCAGCACGCCCGCGACAUGCUGGUCACUGACGCCCAACAGCAACAGGCUUACCCUCAUCGCCCGCAUGAUCUCAAUCACAACGAUCAUGUGUUCGCGCACAAGCCGCCAGAAGAUGUAAAUACCGUGAGCGGGCGAGCAGCGAAGUAUGUGGUCGAUGACUCUAAUGGCUUGGGCGGUCAUGAUAACUAUGCAUUCGACAGUGACCUUACCGGCCAAGAUAAUUAUGGUUAUGACCCAGGCUACAGUUCUGAGAGGUCGCCAGAAGAGGAGGAGGGACCACCUUUAUACUGUCACAGUACUCUGGAAAACAGUGAUGCAGAAAGUCAUGUGAUACAAGAUCACCGUUCCCUCAAGCUGCCAUCUGGGCAAAUCCUGACCACACACGAGCUGAUGAAGCUCUUCCCAUUCAUAAAUGAAGGCACACUUUUUGAAGUUACUGUGAUAAAGAAUCUUAGAGGGUUGGGGCUGGCAGUAACUGGGGGUAUAGAGUGUGAUGUUCCCUUUGCUGGUCUCAUCCGCAUCAAGAAACUAUACCCUCAGACACCAGCAUGGCUUUGUGGGCAGCUCGAGGUGGGGGACAUCCUCCUUCAUGCAAAUACCCAACCACUCACUGGAUUGUCAAGUCAUGAAGCGUUGGAGAUGCUUCGUAUUGCGGAGCGCGAAGUGACGCUAGAGGUGUGUCGGCCUCCACGUGGGGCAUUGGGGGAAGGAGAAGACGUCUGCGAUGCAGGCUCUGGCUUGGGGGUUGUUUCCACCAGCCUCGUCGUUCCGAAUGCUAGUCAAAACUACCUCUCGCCGUCGCCAUCAUUCUCAUCUUUUGGGGAGUUUGAGGUGGAACUAACAAAAGUAGCUGGAUCACUGGGCUUCACUCUGCGCAAACAAGAUAACAGCAUCCUGGGACACACAAUACGCUCUCUUGUAAAAGAGCCUGCCAUUUCUGAUGGGAGACUACGGCCAGGGGAUAAAAUAAUUUCAGUUAACAGCACCAACAUGUGUAGCUUGAGUCAUGAAGAAGCAAUAGCGUUCUUGCGUACAUGCCCAGAAACUGUUACUCUUAGGUUGUAUAGAGAUGCUAUGCAGACUCCCGUGUCUCCAGCUUCACCUACAGAACCAGACGUUGUUUUAAAGCCAAAAGCUCUUCGUAAAGAAGCAAGAGAUAUGCUGACAGACCUGGCAAUGAGAAAACAAUCUCCUGGUAGUUCUUUAAAUUUAACUGGUGCGUCAAGUUCUCCUGGAACUCCUAGAAGACGUCGCCUACAGAAGACGCCCAGCCCAGAUAUCAAGAGUGUUGUUAUUGAUAGAUGGGAUUCAUUAGUAAGGAAGACAGAAGAAUCUCUGCCAGAAAGUCCAACAUUGGAAAGUAAACUUUCCCUCAACAGCAUUAGAGAAACAGAUCAUGAAACAUCUCCAUUUGGUGAUAGUCAAACGGAUGACUCCACCUCCACCACUAUUCGCUCAAGAAACUCCUCUGCCGCAUCCUCUUGUUCAUUCACACCUUCCAACUCGGAGUCGUCCAGACCCAAGAGACCAAGUUUUCUAGAUUUAAGUAAUGGACGCAGUUGUUCCCGCAAAACACAAUUCACACCACCUCAUGAAGUGGAUCAGUCAUUUCCAUCUCCCCUAGGUGCUCAGUACCCCUCGGCUGACUCCCUAGACUCAGCGCCCCAGUUGACUUCUGCUCACAGUGAUACCCCAGCAUUCUCGCUCCUCCAUCAGGGAUACCACAGUGUCAACCUAGGGGCUCUCCAUCAACAUGAAGACCUGACACUUACCAAUACGACAUCAGACCAUAAUAUAAGUGGCCACGACAGUGAAGAGCCUCCUCCCAAUAAUGGCUUAUUAAAGUGGAAAGGCAUUGUCUUUACACCUGAUGAAGAUGACAGCACAUCAACAGAAGAGUCUGUGAAGGAAGAUGUUAGUACAAGGGAAUCGCCAAAGUCACAAAAACCAAAGAUAGUGACACUCGAGCUCAACAGAGGAUGGAACAGCCGCCUGGGCUUUUCCUUACAACCUCAGGGGGACGACACGAUUAUCACAGCAAUCUAUGCCGAUAGUGUUGCUGCCAAAGAUGGUCGACUAAGAAUAGGAGAUGUAGUAGUGAAGGUUAACAAUGUUGAUGUUGUUGGUUGGGACUCUGAAUCGGUCAUUGAUUUGCUUCGCAAAACAAGAGGGAAAAUCUCGCUUGGUGUUCUUCAGCAACCUUCAUAAAUAAUACUUAACACAGCUCAAAGAUAUUUAUCCACAGUCUCCUCAUGGGCAGCUCUGGCACAGGUGUCAUCCAGUGUGGCGGGACUCGUUGCUUCCAGUUGUCAAGCGACACUCUCAGACCAGUCGAUGGGACAUCUGGACCUCCUCAUAUCAUAGGGCCGUAAUAUCGGUAACAUUUAGGCAGAGAUAUACAGCAGCUUUGCAUGACACCUAUAUAGAGGGUGAACAGUAUCAUUUCAGUCUCUUGGGAUCUACUUUUAAGCAGCUGAGGCUUUUAUUAACCAAUUCACAAACUGGCAAGCAGAUGAAGUGGUGAUUUGAGAGUGUUGUAGCUGAUGGAUCGUUAAAUGAAUUGAGUUUCUCUCUCAUUUGUAUGUUACCUCUUGCAUGAACUUCAUUUUGCUCAGAAUUAGAUGGCAUGGUCAUCUGCAAGAUGCUCUGCAUUAGCACUGCACGAACUAUCACACUUUGACAGUACUGGCAACUGGACUAAAUAUAUUGAGGUAGCGUCAGUGAGAUGGUCUUGCAGACAGAUCAUGUCGCAAAUGUGUACUGUACAAAUGUUGGAAUUAUAUAUGAUGGUAAGAAACUUUUUUUUUCUUUUUUUUUUCAUUAUCUAGGUCAUAUUUAUGUAGUGGAUUUUGACAAGCUUCAUCCCAUACACUGUACUUACUAGCCAUAACUACUGCACACUUCCUUAGUGUAGUUUUGACACAUCACUGUUAAAAUGUAAACAUCCCACUGUAAAACAGCUACAUUGUUUCAUUGUUUUAACAUUGUUGAUAAUAUAAUAAUUUACCAAUUGUACAUCCAUGUUUCUCAAAGACUGUGACAAUAUAUGAACAUGACAAUUUGCAACAACUGUGCACAUAAACUCUGUGCAAUAGGAAAAAAAAAAGCUAGUGCCAAAGAUACUGACUGGAUACACAGUCGGUACCUCAGAGUUAAACCUAUAUUAUUAGUAGCCAUUUUUUUUUUAUUGUAUGUGCCAUUGAAUGAUCUUUAAAAAUCUUAACAUUCCAACAGAAAACUUGUAUCAGAUUCGUGUACCUCUCAAAAGAGGCUCCAAAUGUCUUUCACCUCAAAUCCUCUGUCAGAAUUGACUAGGUAACCUAAAUGGAGACUUUAUUUGCCUGGCUAUCGGUGAAAAUUAGCCUCACAGUCUUAAGUCUAGGUGCUGUCAGGAUUUUUAGUAUUUUAAAACUCAAAAAACAUUUAGGAUUUUGAAAGUUUCAAGAAUUAAGAACCCUGGUUGCUGUAGCCUAGUCUUUUCACUUAGACCCACUAGGGGAAGGCCAAGAGUAUGUUACGAGAUAUAAAAUUGUAUUUUAGAAUCUUGUCACCAAAUCUGUAUAUAUCAAUAAAUAAAUAAAUAUAUAUUUCCUGUA